Molecule: messenger RNA, 1082 nt
Organism: Prionailurus viverrinus (fishing cat)
Lineage: Eukaryota; Metazoa; Chordata; Mammalia; Carnivora; Felidae
Gene: ESM1
Product: endothelial cell specific molecule 1
Exons: 3
Coding region: 146-694 (182 amino acids)
Cellular component (GO): extracellular region
Source: RefSeq, a predicted model, not a curated record
UGAUGACGGGGAAGCAUGCGGGCAACCCAGUGUAUAAAGCUCAUAAACGUGUAGGCAGAGGCUCGGCUACCACUUUGGACAGCUGCUUCCCGCCAGCAGAGAACCACGCCGCCCGCAGGGAGCUGAGCCAGAGCCGGCGGGAAACAUGAAGAGCCUCUUGCUGCUAGCCACGCUCCUGGUACCCGCGCACCUGGCGACGACCUGGAGCCCCAAGUACGCGGUCGACUGCCCCGAGCGAUGCGACCGCGCCGAGUGCAAAAGCAGCCUGAGCUGCAAGCGGACAGUGCUGGACGACUGCGGCUGCUGCCGGGUGUGCGCCGCGGGCCUGGGCGAAACCUGCUACCGCACCGUCUCCGGCAUGGACGGCGCCAAGUGUGGCCCGGGGCUCAGGUGUCAGUUUUACAGUGAGGAAGAUGACUUUGGUGACGAGUUUGGUAUCUGCAAAGACUGUCCCUACGGCACCUUCGGGAUGGAAUGCAAGGAGACAUGCAACUGUCAGUCUGGCAUAUGUGACAGAGUGACUGGCAAAUGUCUGAAAUUUCCCUUCCUCCAAUAUUCAGUAGCCAAGACUUCCAACAGGAGACUUGUUUCUACAGAGCAUGACAUGGCAUCCGGAGACGGCAAUACUGUGACAGAAGAACUUGUAAAAAAGAAUACCCGCUCACCUGUAAUGAAAUGGUUAAAUCCUCGCUGAGCCUGGGUGGGGUUUCUGAGAGAAGACUCUUAUCUUAAUGGUCAUUCAACACACAGCCAACAUUUUAGGAACUGUCUAGAUUAUAGCAUAUGGACAUGUGAUAUCGGGAGGCCAAGUGUGGGGGUCCAGAAAAAAAAAUAAUAAAGUAGGCUACUAACAAUCCAUAAAAUGCAUAUGACUGAACACUUUUAGAUCUUUGUGAAAUAUAUGAAUACAUACAGAUUUGUUAAAUAUGUGUUUAUAGUAAUACUGAAGAAUGGAGAACACAAUUUAGAUCAUAUUAACGUGGACGCAGAUCAGCCCCAGAGGAAGCUAAAGCUGAAGGCCACAGUGCCUGUGACUCGGAUGUGCAUUGAUGCUGGGAUACAGGAUGGAGGGAGAGUUCGGA